Messenger RNA from Anastrepha ludens (Mexican fruit fly), 1311 nucleotides. Its product is annotated as glyceraldehyde-3-phosphate dehydrogenase 2-like. The coding region runs from base 200 to 1198 and encodes 332 amino acids. The record is from RefSeq and is a predicted model, not a curated record. Gene Ontology annotation, biological process: glucose metabolic process. The transcript has a single exon. Gene Ontology annotation, molecular function: NADP binding; NAD binding; oxidoreductase activity, acting on the aldehyde or oxo group of donors, NAD or NADP as acceptor. Lineage: Eukaryota; Metazoa; Arthropoda; Insecta; Diptera; Tephritidae.
UUGUUUGUUGAAAAUUUGUAAACUUUCAAAAUUUCUUGUUUGUGUUUUUAUGUGAAAACCCUCUGUCAAAGUAUUUUCAACAAAUCAAAGUAGACAGCUCAGUGAAAUUUCUAAAAAUCUUUGACAUUUCUGAAAACCACAAUUACGUAGACGAUAUAAACGCUUUUGCGGUUUUCCUUAAUUUUAGCUGGUAACGAAAAUGUCACGCAUUGGCAUCAACGGUUUCGGACGUAUCGGUCGGCUCGUAUUGCGUGCGGCCAUCGACGAUUGCGCCUUUGUUGUGGCCAUCAACGAUCCCUUCAUCAAUCCCCACUACAUGGCCUACCUAUUCAAGUACGACUCCACGCAUGGCCGCUUCCAAGGCGAAGUGACUGCCGAAGACGAUGGUCUCAUCAUCAACGGCACUAAAAUUCAAGUUUUCACCGAACGCGAUCCGGCCUCCAUCAAUUGGGCCAGUGCUGGCGCCGAAUACAUUGUAGAGUCGACAGGCGUAUUUUUGACAAUAGAAAAGGCAUCAGCCCAUUUUAUAGGUGGUGCACGUAAAGUCGUCAUCAGUGCACCCUCUCCGGACGCACCCAUGUUUGUGGUGGGCGUCAAUCUAGAUAUGUAUAGCCGAGAUAUGCGCAUCGUUUCGAAUGCCUCCUGCACCACCAAUUGUCUGGCGCCUCUGGCCAAGGUCAUACAUGAGAACUUCGAGAUCAUAGAGGGUUUAAUGACGACCGUGCAUGCGUUCACAGCUACACAGAAGGUGGUGGACGGUCCAAGUGGUAAGCUUUGGCGUGAUGGACGUGGCGCUGCACAAAAUAUAAUACCAGCUUCGACGGGUGCGGCUAAGGCGGUUGGCAAGGUUAUACCUUCGUUGGAUGGUAAACUCACAGGCAUGGCAUUCCGUGUGCCGGUGCCAGAUGUGUCGGUGGUGGAUCUGACAGUACGACUCAACAAGCCGGCGCCCUACGAAGCCAUCAAGAAGAAAAUAUUGGAAGCAGCCAAUGGUUCCUUAAAGGGUGUACUCGGCUACACAGAUGAGGAAGUGGUUUCGACGGACUUUUUGCAUGACACGCAUUCGUGCACCUUCGAUGCCAAGGCGGGUAUAGCGCUGAAUGAUAAGUUCGUAAAAUUGAUCGCUUGGUAUGAUAAUGAGUACGGCUAUUCGAAACGUAUCAUUGAUCUUAUUCGGUUCAUGCAAAAGAAGGACUAAGAAAGAGUGGGCAAGGCGGAAGGCAAUAACAUUGGCAGUUAGUUUUGUGCUGUAUGUAAUAUUUGUAAGUGUUUUCAAUUUCAAAUGGAUGUUUCUUGAAAAUAAAUUGACGA